AUGCCUCCUAAAGAAACGUCGGAUCGUGCAACUCGUCUAGCAGCAUUGUUAGCAUCAAAAAAUGCAUUAAUUCGUCGGGAGGCAGCCGAUGCUCUGGGACAUUUCCCUUUUGCAAACCCCCAGAUUCCAAAAUUACUCCGGGUUUCUUUGGUAGAAACUCAACUUUUACCUGGAGGGCUGUCAAAAGAUAAUGCUGUUAACUCUAUUUUCAGUGAUUAUCUGCAUUCUACUUCGUGGGAGACUCGAGUUGCAGCUUCUGAGGCUUUACAAGCAGUUUUAAAAACCACUCCUACUUCAUCUGAUGAAAUAAUUCCUUCUGUCCUGUUGUUCUCAUCGUUGGAUCUUUUUACGACUGUUCGAGAUUUUUAUCCGCUUUUGAGUUGUGAGUCAGAAUUAGUGACUCGAGUUGGGAGCACUAGCUCAUACGGCGAACAGCGUAAAUUGGUGGACGAACAGCUGGAGAUGCAGUAUGCUGCUGGAAUUUCUUCUAAAAGCUUUAUAACAGAAGAAGAUUUUGGGCCUGUGACAGAGUCGAUGUCAGAACAAAAGCUUCGCUUGGAUACGAGUGCUCUCUCGAUUAAAGAAGAGGAAGCAGUGGACGACUAUGAUAGUGUCGUAAGGUCUUUUUGUAAGGAUAUGAUUGAUGACUUGGCUAAUCCAAAGUGGGAAAUAAGGCAUGGAGCUGCCCUGGGACUUGUAGUCUUGUUGAAGUUUGCUCGUGCAAGUCUCACUUCCUCUCUUAUCGAUGUGCUCUCGGUGCGCCUCUUCCAAACUUUGGCACUUGAUACCUUCAUUGAUUUUGCCUCAGGAAGGUCAGCUGUCGGCCCUGUAAGGGAAACAGUUGCAGAAUGUAUUGCAUCUUUAAUUGUUGCUUUUCCUCGUGGUGAGUUUAUAGAUUUAAUCUUGAAACAUCUGAAGGUUUUGUAUUCUAUGGAUGAUGCCACUUGGGCCAAAAUGGGUUUCGAUUACCACUCGGAGGCUCGUAAGCAUCUUUGGUUGCAACGCCAAGCCGCUGUCCUGGUUUUGAAAUAUCAUCUAGCUGGACCGCUGUUCUAUCUGAAAUUUAAUGAUUUUUAUGGCAUUAUAUCACGUUCUUUUGAAGAUCCACAUGAUGAGGCAGCGGUGACGGCACUGUAUUGCAAGAAGGAUUUGCCUGAGGAUAUAAGUGAACAGCUUUCAAACGUUGAGGAGAUUGUUUACCGUUUCAUUGAUUCUGCUUGCAGUUCAAGCAAACAACAGUUUGUUGAUGUUGACACGGUUAUUGUUGAUCUCUUGGCUUUAUUGCUCAUUUGGAUGGAUGGAAAUAAUUUGCGUAAUUUACCGUACUCAGUUCUUAUAAGUCUUUCUCAUCUGUUAAAUCCUUUACAUAUAACCAGAUCUCUGAGAAUUGUUAACGUAUUCUCCACAUCUUUCUCAAGGACUUUAUUCAAAAGGGAAGAAGCAGAUACAGAAUUUGAAAAUUGUGCGAUGGAAGUGAUUUCUUCUCUUUAUCGUUUGGUCCUUUUUGCCGCUCCACGUGGUACUGAUGAGCUUAUUGAAGCAUCAAUUUUAUGUUCAUAUUGUAUUGCUUCGCAAUUUUUGACCUUGCAUCGGCUGCCAACUGCACUGGUGGAGACUAUCGGUCGAUGGUCUGCCUGUCUUUUGCUAGAUGCAAAAAAUGCGGAAAUUGAACUUGUAGAAUAUAAUGUCAGCAAAGACGGAGCUCCCGGAAAAGUAGAGUCUCUUUGUGGAGAAGAAGUACGUGCAAUGAAUGACAUGGAGCGUAUCGAUGCUCUUUUAACUAGGAAGAUACAAAUAGCGCGGUUUUUGGCUCCAUUGGUUUCAGCCAUUUAUGAUUUCCCUUCAGUGAUAGGUGGACAGUCUUUGUGUGAGGCACUACAAUUAUUGGUUUCACCUAUUUUAACGUCUGCAUUACUUAUGCAUCGAUUAGGGGGCUCUUUAUUGGUUCAUAGCUGGCGUGUCGGCAAGAAUACAAACCCACCCGUAUUUGUCAUAACAUUAUUACAAAAAAUGGCUCUCUCUUCAGAAGUUUUCUACGAUGACGAAAAAUUUUUCUUCCAUUAUUUGGACAGUGCAUACAAAGAAUUUGCGAAUUACUGCAGAAAGAAGGGAGUAACAGACAAAGAAGUUUUUAAAAUUGCAGAAGAAGGGGAAAGCUUGGAGUUGAAUGCCGAGAAACUUUAUGCCAUUUGCUCUGGAAGGGUAAAGAAGGACGAAGACGUGAAUUGUUUGGGACUGCGUUACAACAGUUUUAAAAAUGUGGUUGCCACUGCUAAGGCUGUUAUGACAGCUAACAUCACACGUGUUGGAGCAUUAGUCGUUUCUGCACUUUUAUUAGCAUACCCUCGUAUUCUUCUCGAAUCUUCUACUCUGAAUCCAUUUAUAAAACCACUACUUGGGCUUUUGCGCUAUGAAGAGAAUGUAACAGUUGCGAGGCAUAUCUUGAAUUCACUCCCAGUUUUGUUUAGGAUGACUUCAGAAAAGGUACCAUGCCCUCACGCCAAAAUGGUCAAGCAAAUAGUUGCCUGUCUUACUACUUGUGACAACUUUUUUACUUCAGAAUAUGAUACGAUGACUGAGAUAUUACUGUCGCAGAUCCCUCACUCUGCCUCCUCUCCAUCUUCUUUGGUUGCGGAAUCAGCUAUACGUGCACUAACUGAUCCUUUUGCCGCCGCUGACUUGAAUACCCUACUUGAGUUCAGGAAACGAGAAUCUACAAAAGAAUCUGCAAUGUUUAUGAUUGCGUAUGGGAUAUAUUGUGAUGAAACAAGACAUCUUGGUUUGGCCGUACCAUCCUCAAUUCACGAUUUUCUGUCGUUUCUAAAGGAGAGCCUGAUCUCGGGGAACGCGACGAUGCGGUAUUGCAGUGCGCGUUGCAUCGUUGAAAUCGCGAGAUUAGAUGGAAUGUUAUCGGAAGUACUGAAGGAAGUAGUCGUGCCAAUUUCUGACCUUCUACAAUCUGGUGUAACUUCUGUUGCAUCAAAGUGUGGUUUAGCAGAACUCACAUUCCUUUUAAGCGAAUUGAAUUUAGAGGUACUUGGAGGUCUUCGAAUAUUAGCUCCUAUUUCUUUACGUCAGAUGUCGGAUAACUGUGAAUAUGUGCGUGAGGCGGCAUCUAUCAGUUUUCGUAAUUACGUGCCGCUAAUGGUUUUAAAAACAAGUACGCGGGAGGAAAGGACAAUGACCGCAAAUGAUUUGGCAGAUAAAGACGUUACCGACUGUUCCAUGGUUCUUUUGCUGGGGGAUCCUUCGAAGUUGCCUCCAUUAGAUCUCUCAGAAAUACAUGGUCUUGAAAAGAGUUUUUCACUGCGCCGUUAUCAAGAGGAGGGUAUUCGGUGGAUGUCUUUCAUUGAACAGUGUGGAGUUAAUGGAAUUCUUGCUGAUGAUAUGGGUUUGGGUAAGACUCUGCAAACACUUUGUCUUUUAGCGAUGAAAAUACGUGGAAAACCCUCUGCUAAGGUAUUGAUAGUUUGUCCUCCUACUUUGGUGAAUCACUGGGUCACCGAAUGGUCCAAAUACUUUCCUUCUUUACCCCCUUUUCACUCGGUAGACGAAGGAGUAAGAGAACGGCGGUGGCUAGCAAUGGGGAAAGAUCAAUUUGUUACAGUUGCGUCGUACAAUACUUUCCUAAUGCCUGGGUAUUUGGGAUCGAUGAAGCAGUUUAAAGGGACAUUUUUAAAAUUCAUCAAUGCGUGUCGAAGUGUUAAUGCGACCCCCAAGGAAAUUGAGGAGGGACAAAAUGCAUUGGAUCGUUUGCACAAAUCAGUUCUUCCUUUUGUCAUGAGGCGUUUGAAAACAGACGUACUGGAGGAUCUUCCAGAAAAAAUUGUGCAAGAUUGCGUGUAUGAGAUGACAGAUGUUCAACGCAAAUUAUAUGCUCAUAUAGUAGAACAAUGUAAUGUUGGGCAGUCUGGUACAGUUCGUGCCAGUGGUCUCAAUGCACUUGAGGUACUGUCAGAACUUCGAAAGUGCAUAGUUCAUCCUGUCUUGGUCAACCAUAAAGUUUCUAACGGAUUCUGCGCUGGUGAGCUGCAAAGGACGGUUGAGGAAUCUGGAAAGCUCGUAGCUUUACGAGAGUUGUUUAGGCAAUGUGGGAUCGGCGUUUUGGAGAAUUACGAAAUUGAGGAUUGCACUGUUCAAGACAGCGAAGCUUCUCAUAUGGACUCACACCGGGCUUUAGUAUUUUGCCAGCGACUUUCAACUGUACAGCUGAUUGCAGAGUUCAUUGAUUUAGGACAACUAGGCUCAAAUAUAAGGUAUUCGGUUCUAGAUGGUACUGUUCCAGUGAAUCAGCGACAUGGGGUUGCAGAAAAUUUUAAUCGAGACGUCGGAAUUGACCUUUUGAUUCUGACGACUAGUGUUGGCGGAGAGGGUUUGAAUCUUACUGGUGCGGAUGUAGUCAUAUUUGUAGAGCAUGACUGGAAUCCGGUAAAGGAUCUGCAGGCCAUGGACCGGGCUCAUCGUAUAGGGCAAAAACGUACCGUUAAUGUUUACAGGCUUAUAACAAAGUCGUCUAUUGAAGAAAAAAUAAUGAGGUUUCAGAAAUUCAAAUCGGAUACUGCAAACGUCUUGGUUGGUGCCGACAACAAAUCUUUACAAACCAUGGCUACAGAACAAAUCGUUGAGCUUUUUGCGCUUGAUGGUGCAGAAGGUCCUUCAGAAGUUUCAUCACGACCUGUUAAUAAAUCAAAGAAGAAAGAAGGCAAAGGGCCUUUCAACGUCGAUGAUCCUGAAAGUUGGGAUAUUGAAGAGUUGUGGAACCAUUCUCAGUAUGAUCGUUAUAAUGUUGUCAAUAUUGCUCAAAGUGCUGAAGACAUAAAUGCGAGGGAAUUAAAACGACAAUACCCCAAUGAUUCAGAUUUACCGGCGAAUAAACAGCGUCGAGAUGUGUAA
This is a messenger RNA of Enterobius vermicularis (human pinworm), 4893 nucleotides long. The record is from the annotation of a GenBank genome assembly. Lineage: Eukaryota; Metazoa; Nematoda; Chromadorea; Rhabditida; Oxyuridae.